AUGCUCAACCGCUUCAAUGUCACGACCACUGCUCCCACGCCCGCUGUCGUCGACGAUGAUCUAGGGCCGAAGCGAGACGACGAGUCCUCGGUGGACAAGCCCGUGAGGGAAGCGAUCGGAUCAGGCUCGGCGAGGAGCAAGCAUAUCGACGUGCGGUUCCACUUCAUCCGCGAGCUCUUCAAGGCGGGCAAGAUCACCGCAGAUUAUGUCUCGACAGAAGAGCAGCACGCCGAUAUGCUGACCAAGGUCCUUGGUAGGGGCAAGUUGGAGUACCACCGGAAGGCUCUGAUGAACCUGCCGAUGUAG
Messenger RNA from Ectocarpus sp. CCAP 1310/34, 306 nucleotides. NCBI's taxonomy places the organism in Eukaryota, Phaeophyceae, Ectocarpales, Ectocarpaceae. The record is from the annotation of a GenBank genome assembly.